AAGAUUUACGAACAAAAAUUAAAUUCAUAACAUGUUACUAGUCAUUAUUUAUGCUGGGACUACAUGGAGUCAUGAUUCAAAGCGUACAUGUAUAGCAGUUAACUGUAUCUGUUUUAUAUGUUAAGUGGUUUUCUUUGUCCUUGGUCACCAGGUCUAAUGUCAGCCAACUAGUUACCCUGUAUCUUGGCUCAGAGCCAACCUCCGUUUUCUGUCACAUGGGAGAUUUUGGAUGUGGAUUUGGAGGAUAGACGCCGGUCAUGAAGAUUAACGGCACCGAGCCCACCUUUCAUUUUAACUCGCAUUAUUGGAAGGAUUACGAAGUAUACAACCUUCCCGGAGGGGAGACUGGGUUUGACGAACUGGAAACGAAACUGCCUACCUACUGGGACACAUCCUUCUCCAAGAUCUGUCUCGGUAUGAAGAUUGGAAAUCAGCUCAACUUUAUCGUGAUUAACAAGAAGGCUGACUCUUUGUAUACAUUGAUUGCUGAUGGGCAAUACCGCUCAACCUCACUGGGUCGUGACACAUGGAAAGAGUUGAUUGGUUCACAGGCCUCUUUGCAGCUUCAUUGCAACAGGGAAGGUUUUAAUGUUGUUUGUAACCGCAACCAAUAUUCAAAAGCUAGAAUUGGUAUUAUUGGCGACCUCUUCUACCGAGCCCGCCGUUGCUUAUUUUGCACAUCACGGAUUGGAUUUGGUACAGGCGGUUUACCUGAUUACGACAGUUCGUGUGGUAACGAGGCACGGCAGCAAUCAGAUAAUGAAGAGAAACGUAUAAGGGCCAUGGGAUACAUUUUGGUAGAAUAGCAAAACGCGGAUGCAGAAAGAGUUUAAUCAUUAAGAGACGGAGGACUCUUGUAAUUUCGAGCCCAAGAUAUCUGUACCUUUAG
This is a messenger RNA of Pocillopora damicornis (cauliflower coral), 889 nucleotides long. RefSeq lists its product as uncharacterized. Lineage: Eukaryota; Metazoa; Cnidaria; Anthozoa; Scleractinia; Pocilloporidae. The record is from RefSeq and is a predicted model, not a curated record.